Molecule: messenger RNA, 3741 nt
Organism: Trichoderma asperellum CBS 433.97
Lineage: Eukaryota; Fungi; Ascomycota; Sordariomycetes; Hypocreales; Hypocreaceae
Cellular component (GO): plasma membrane
Molecular function (GO): calcium-activated cation channel activity
Source: RefSeq, a predicted model, not a curated record
AUGGUGCUCUCGACGACUGCCUCUCUGGCGCGGCGAGAUAAUACGCAAGGCGCGGGAAAUGGUCAGAAGAGCGCAGGCAUUGGCAUUGUGAGCUUCUUGACUGCCAUCCUGGUCUCCGUCAUCAUUUUCUUUGUCCAGCUGUUGCUUUUUAUGCUUCUGCGGAAUAAACUGGCUCGAAUUUUCAAACCCAAGACGUAUCUCGUCCCCGAGCGUGAACGAACCGAAUCGCCGCCAAACAACUUCCUUGUUAUGAUCAAGACCUUGGUCAUGUACAAUGACCGUGAAGUUAUCAACAAAUGCGGCCUGGAUGCUUACUUUUUCCUGCGUUACCUAAAGACUCUGCUCAUAAUAUUCAUACCCAUCUGCGCCAUUGUGAUGCCCAUCUUGAUUCCCGUCAAUUAUGUUGGCGGUCGCGGACAUGAUAUCGAUUUUCACACCAACAGCACUGAUUCGGAUUCAAGCACCAACAGCACUGACCCUACCUUCGUGCCCACAGGCCUGGAUACUCUGGCUUGGGGAAAUGUCAAGGCAACGGAGACUAGUCGCUAUGCUGCUCACUUGGUGAUGGCAAUUCUUGUCGUGAUCUGGGUAUGCGGAGUCUUCUUCUUUGAAAUGCGCGCAUACAUCAAGGUCCGCCAAGAUUAUCUUACCAGUGCCGAGCAUCGACUCAGAGCUUCCGCAACAACGGUUCUUGUCAACUCAAUCCCCCCCAAAUGGCUUAGCGAGGAAGCGCUCUCCGGCUUGUUCGAUGUAUUCCCUGGUGGCAUUCGCAACAUCUGGAUCAAUCGUGAUUUGACAAGUCUCUUGGAUAAGGUCAACCUCCGGAACCAGAUUCACGCCAAACUUGAGGACGCCGAGACUGAACUGAUUCGAAGUGCCAAGAAAAAGCAGCUCAAGAAGAGAAAGGCCGAAGAAAAGAAGCAGAAUAAGAAAAUGUCCAAGAAAGAAAGGAUCAAUCGUCAAGCCGAAGAAGACGCUGAGGCCAAACGAAUGGCCAACAGUGGUGAAGGUACCAAUGAUGGAAAGCGCCAUCAUGUACCGCACACAGUCGCCGAGGGCGUUCGAGAGUCGCGGAUAGAAGGUAUGCAUCAAAGAAGACUCGAGAAACUGCACAACGUCCGGGAGGAGUCUGAGGAAUCUUCAGAUUCUGAUGACGACCGGGGGUCUCAUGUAUCCGACGGUAGCAGCGUAGCGGUACUCAAGAAUAUCAGAGGCGCCUUCAACAAGGCUGGCGACCAUAUGGAUGAAUUCGGCACAAAUAAUGGCUUCAUAACUUUGACACGCAAACAAACUCUCCCAGACGACGAAGAUACUCGAGGUUAUCAGUCUUUUGAAGCUAACCGAGCGCAUACGCAUUCGCGCGGAGGAUCUUUGGCUUCAGCAAAUUCCACAAGAGCUAUCCGCCAAGACGGUGUAACCACGGUGGAAGGAAACACGGUUCGAAAGCUCGAGAAUAUUGAUGACAUGUACAACAUGGAAGAACCGAAAUUCUGGGAAUUCUGGAAGACGCCUGCUGGUGGAUACGCCUCGCCGGUUCCUCAACAAAACGAGGGAAGGGAUUACAUUGGCAAGCAAGGAUCCGAGAAACGCACGGUCUGGCAGAAUAUAAAAGGCCUCCUCCCUUUCACGAGCGAAGGAGCGAUAGAGGAAGGCAACUACCCUGCCGUCUACUUUGAUCAGGACUACAAGGAGGAUGAGGAAGAAACUCAGGCAGAGUGGGCAAAAUAUCUUCGGAAAAAGGAUCGUCCCACUCAUCGAUUACCACCCUGGGGUGUAUCGUGGCUGCCUGGCCUCCCAUUGUUUAACAAAAAGGUCGAUACCAUUUAUUGGUGCCGAAAAGAACUGGCCCGACUGAACAUGGAAAUCGAAGAAGAUCAGCAGCACCCCGAGCGAUUUCCCCUAAUGAAUUCGGCCUUUAUACAGUUCAACCACCAAGUAGCUGCUCACAUGGCUUGUCAAAGCAUCAUUCACCAUAUCCCCAGACAUAUGGCACCGCGGGUCAACGAAAUUUCUCCUCGCGAUGUUAUUUGGAGUAACAUGGCUCUUUCGUGGUGGCAAGAAUGGCUUCGCACCGGUGCUGUCACUCUCAUUGUAGUGGCCAUGAUUAUCUUGUGGGCUAUUCCCGUCGCCUGGACGGCCGCCUUGGGUCAACUGGAUCAGCUUAUUCAGCAGACUUCUUGGCUUGCUUUCCUGAGAGAUAACUCGGCGCUUGAGAAUGCAGCCAAGGCUGUCGCUGGUGUUCUUCCGGCUGCGGUGCUUGCUCUGCUCUUGUUCCUUGUGCCGGUGAUCUUGAACGUUCUUGCGGAGAUCAAGGGUGCCAAGACGGGAGCUCAAAAGUCGGAAUUUGUGCAGAUCUUUUACUUUGCCUUUCUCUUCGUUCAAGUUUUCCUGAUUGUCUCUAUUGCGUCCUUCUUUGCUGCGUCUAUUGACAAGCUUGUCGACAACAUCACGCAGCUCGAUUCGGUCAAGGCUGUGCUGGACCUGCUUGCCACGAAUCUGCCAAAGGCUGCCAACUAUUUCUUCUCUUACAUGAUUCUUCAAGCCAUGUCUACGAGCUCUGGUACGCUGCUGCAGAUUGGAGCCCUGUUUGUGUGGUUCAUCUUGGCUCGGCUGUUCGACAGCACCGCGCGUAGCAAGUGGUCUCGAAACACGUCGCUGAACGAUGUCAACUGGGGGACGUUCUUCCCUGUCUACACCAACUUUGCUUGCAUCGCCAUCAUCUACAGUGUUGUUGCACCGCUCAUUUCAGUCUUUGCCGUCAUCACAUUUGGGCUCCUCUGGUUCGCUCAGCGCUAUUCCAUGCUCUACGUUACUCGGUUCGAAGUCGACACCGGUGGUGUGCUGUACCCUCGGGCAAUCAAUCAAACUUUUACGGGCAUCUAUGUCAUGGAGCUUUGCCUAGCGGGAUUGUUCUUCAUCGUGGUGGAUGACGAAGGCGUUCACACUUGCACGCCGCAUGGCAUCGUCAUGAUUGUUGUGCUGAUUCUUACCAUUCUCUACCAAGUUUUGUUGAAUAUCUCGUUUUCGCCUCUAUUCCGAUAUUUGCCCAUCACGUUCGAAGAUGAGGCAGUACUACGUGAUGAAGCCUUCCAGCGUGCUCAGGACCGCCGCUUUGGGCUUCUUGAUGAGUCGGACAAUGAAGGCGAUGAGGGCGAUGGGGGCGAUGGGAGACAAGGCGGUACAGCAGAGAAGACCUCUACCUCGAUGGAGAGCGGUGAAGACAUUGAAUUGAGCAACAUCCAGCACACAGGAAGGGGCAAAGUAAAUGUUCUCGCCAACCCUGUGAAGAAAGUGGGGACUUGGGCCAAGGGAGGCGGGAAACAAGUAGGAUCCUGGGCCAAAGGGGGCGGCAACCAACUGAAAAAGCUUGCCAUGAUGGAGACCAAUUCUCAGGCGGCCGAGUACCGACGAAAACAGCGAAGCAAAGAUAUCGAGGCCCAGCGCGCCAUUGGAGAAGCGCUAUUCGGGGGCAUCCACGACGAAAUCGAGGAUCUUACCCCUGACGAGAGAGAUCUCCUGGUCCGACAUGCCUUUCUCCAUUCGGCACUGCGAGCACGUCGACCUGUUGUUUGGAUUCCUCGCGACGACCUGGGCAUUAGCGAUGACGAGGUCCGCCGGACGAAGGAGUAUAGCGAGCAUAUAUGGAUCAGUAACGAGGGGACGGCGCUGGACAGCAAAGUGCGUGUGGUGUACGGCCGAUACCCGCCGGACUUUUCUGAGGUUGAUUUGAUUAAUUUGUGA